Messenger RNA from Ctenocephalides felis (cat flea), 437 nucleotides. RefSeq names its product ubiquitin-conjugating enzyme E2-22 kDa-like. The record is from RefSeq and is a predicted model, not a curated record. NCBI's taxonomy places the organism in Eukaryota, Metazoa, Arthropoda, Insecta, Siphonaptera, Pulicidae. Gene Ontology annotation, molecular function: protein binding. The transcript is spliced from 2 exons. Bases 6 to 296 code for a protein of 96 amino acids.
CUGCAAUGACCCUCCGUACUGUGUUAUUAUCGUUACAAGCCCUUUUAUCGGCAGCAGAGCCAGAUGAUCCUCAGGAUGCAGUCGUAGCCAAACAAUACAAAGAAAAUAAUGAAAUGUUUACGCUGACGGCUAAACAUUGGACAAACAUUUAUGCAGGAGGUCCUCAUGUGUUCUCCGACUGCAACACCAAAAUCCAACGUCUCAUCGACAUGGGCAUCGAGGAGCACCAGGCCCGAGUGGCACUAUCCUCUUACAACUGGGAACUGGAGAGGGCGACGGAGCAGCUGUUUAGUUAGUUAGUCGAUAACAAAAUUCAUUUAAAUAAUUAAUUAAUUAAAAAAAUUCAGAAUUUAAACUACAAACAAAUUAUUAUUAUUAAUUUAUUAUCCGAUUCACGAUUCGAUUUUCUUUCAACGUUCAACAAAAACAUGCACAUG